Molecule: messenger RNA, 2341 nt
Organism: Juglans regia (Persian walnut)
Lineage: Eukaryota; Viridiplantae; Streptophyta; Magnoliopsida; Fagales; Juglandaceae
Product: probable LRR receptor-like serine/threonine-protein kinase At2g23950
Exons: 11
Coding region: 163-2085 (640 amino acids)
Biological process (GO): protein phosphorylation
Molecular function (GO): protein kinase activity; ATP binding; protein binding
Source: RefSeq, a predicted model, not a curated record
AUAUUGUAUGCAAUGUAGCUUCUUUUCCGUCUUCUUUUUGUAAAGCAAAGCUUGGUGACUGAAAAAGAGACGCUGUGGAAAGACGAGAGAGUGAGAGAGAGAGAGCGUGAGUUUAGUCACUUUUGGGGUCUUUGUGGACCAUGUUGUUCAUCGCCUCCAUUCAUGACCAUGGCUCCAAAUCUCUUUCUCCACCUCCUUCUCCUACAUCUUCUAUCUUCAGCUACGCUCUGUAUAUCCUACGAACCACGCAACCAUGAAGUGGAAGCUUUGGUCAACAUAAAAACAUGUCUGCAUGAUCCCCAUGGAGUGUUGAACAACUGGGACGGAGACUCUGUCGACCCUUGUAGCUGGGCGAUGAUUACCUGCUCUCCCGAAAACCUUGUCAUAGGCCUGGGAGCUCCUAGUCAAUCUCUCUCUGGCACUUUAUCUGGAGCCGUCGGAAAUCUCACAAAUCUUCGACAAGUAUUGCUGCAAAACAACAAUAUAUCUGGCAAAAUCCCACCGGAGCUGGGCACGCUUCCAAAACUUCAGACAUUGGAUCUCUCUAACAACCGAUUAUCGGGUGUCGUUCCAGUGUCUCUGGGCCAAUUGAAUUCUCUUCAAUACCUGAGGCUGAACAACAAUAGCUUGUCUGGGCCUUUUCCUGCAUCUUUAGCCAAAAUAUCUCGGCUUACUUUCUUGGACUUGUCUUUUAACAAUCUAAGUGGACAAGUGCCAAGAUUUCCCGCCAGGACCUUCAAUAUUGUGGGAAACCCCUUGAUUUGUGGAAGCAGCUCCACUGAAAGUUGCGUUGGAUCAACCACUCUUGUCCCUCCUUCCUUUUCUCUAGAAUCAUCACCUGGGAAACACCAGUCCAGGAAACUAGCAAUUGCACUUGGAGUCACAUUCAGUUCUAUCUUUCUCAUAUGCGUAGCACUUGGCAUAUGGUGCAGAAAAAGACAGAAAACCCAAACCAUCCUACACGUUAAUGACAACCAAGAAGGACUCAUGCGUUUGGGCAACGUAAGAAAGUUCACUUUCAAGGAGCUUCAAUCAGCAACUGACACAUUUAGCUCUAAGAACAUCCUUGGUGCUGGAGGUUUUGGGAAUGUAUACAAGGGAAAGCUAGGAGAUGGAACCAUGGUGGCAGUGAAGCGGCUGAAAGACGUGACUGGAACAACAGGGGAAUCACAGUUUCGAACAGAACUGGAAAUGAUCAGCUUGGCAGUUCACCGGAACUUGCUCCGCCUUGUUGGAUAUUGUGUGACCCCUACUGAAAGGCUUCUGGUGUAUCCUUACAUGGCUAAUGGCAGUGUGGCCUCCAGGCUUAGAGGAAAACCAGUACUUGAUUGGAAUGCAAGAAAGAGGAUUGCCAUUGGAGCAGCAAGGGGCCUCCUUUAUCUACAUGAGCAAUGUGAUCCAAAGAUAAUCCACAGAGAUGUAAAGGCUGCUAAUGUUCUUCUGGAUGAUUACUGUGAGGCAGUUGUUGGUGAUUUUGGGCUUGCAAAGCUCCUUGACCGUGAAGACUCCCAUGUUACCACUGCCGUCCGUGGCACUGUUGGACAUAUUGCACCAGAAUACCUCUCUACUGGCCAGUCAUCUGAGAAAACGGAUGUGUUUGGAUUUGGCAUUCUAUUGUUAGAGCUAAUAACUGGAAUGCGAGCUCUUGAGUUUGGCAAAACGGUUAAUCAGAAGGGAGCCAUGCUUGAGUGGGUGAAAAAAAUUCAGCAGGAGAAGAAAGUGGAAGUCUUGGUGGACAGAGAGCUGGAGAGAAACUACGACCAGAUAGAGGUGGGGGAGAUGCUGCAAGUAGCUUUGCUAUGCACUCAAUACUUGCCAGCCCACCGCCCCAGGAUGUCGGAAGUGGUCCGGAUGCUUGAAGGGGACGGCCUAGCUGAGAAGUGGGCAGCUUCACACAAUACCAAUCCAACCAGUAUGAACCACUCUCACACUAACACUAACCAAAGUAUGUCCCGCACUGCCACUGCCGCAGAACAUUAUGACAAUGGUCAUGAUCGUUCGAGCUUGUUUGGCAUGACCAUGGAUGGGGAUGAUGAUGGACAUUCUUUGGAUUCCUGUGGCAUGGAACUGUCUGGUCCAAGAUAAAAUUAAAAAAAAAAAAAAGAGGUAGCAGAAGAAAACAGGAAAAAAUUAUUUGUCUGAGUUCCUUACAAGUCAAGAAAGAUAUCUUUGAUUUGCUUUACUUUUCCAUAAACUUGUAAUGUAAAUAGUAUUACUUUUUAAGUUUUCUUUCUUCCCCCCAAGUCCAUCAUAAGAUGUUCUUCUCCCAAGUUUUUCUCAGGUUGAUGUUGACUGUUUUGACUGAAAGUUGGUAUGAGAUUUUCACUGUUUUUCCUUGGUU